Messenger RNA from Peronospora matthiolae, 408 nucleotides. NCBI's taxonomy places the organism in Eukaryota, Oomycota, Peronosporomycetes, Peronosporales, Peronosporaceae. The record is from the annotation of a GenBank genome assembly.
AUGAUCAUCAGCGUAGUUGGUCAGUCUUCCCCGUUAUGUGAUAAAAAAGAUCAGCCCGAUGACAUUCUGGAAACAGCGAGUAGUCAGCUUCGGGCACUUGACAUUCAUAUCGGUGAUCAAGCUGUUCUGAGCAUGCAGAAGGACGCUGAACGCGUGAACUUUGGUGAUCCAUUCGACUUGAAACACAUUGGCGGACGAGUGCUUCAUUUCCAAAUCAAUUUGGUGAGGCGCGCACCAAAUGCGAAGGACAGAAUGCUCAGCUGCAGCUCAAAAUCGAGCGACCAAGCCGGCAGGGCGGCCAGUCAUUGCGCUCUCGCCGUCCGAAGCGACGCAAAGCAAUUUACCACGCCACGAUCCGUACAACGCGUCCAUAAACUUGCUGACCGUAUCAAAUACUAUCCACGGUGA